CAACUGCUACGGCAGCCGGUUUGAGACAAUUAAAGUCACAAAGCGUUUCUAGCAUGGUUUCAAGUCGCUGCAUGGCUUUUGUGAGAGUUUAUAUGAUUUUAAAACAUUAACUCGUGUCUAAAACAUGGUCACAUUUGUGUUUAUGCUGCUUGAUACAGUAUCAUUGUUUUAGCUUUUUACUCCCCGUGAGUUAGCUUUUUGCUCAGCGGCUUCGAGUUUGACUAAAUUGUUGGGUCAAAACUCGGUUCCGAUGGAACCAGCAUGAUGUAACGUGUUCGGUUAGUCAGUUUAUUGCUUCAGUGUGUAGUACCGAACCACCUCAGUGUUCCUUUGAGUUUAACUCGUAAGAAAGACUUCUUAGCUGGGUGCUAGCUGUUAGCUAACAAUAGUCUGCGAUGGGAGAGCCAUCGGAACCACCGGAUGUGGAGCUGGCCAAAGCUUUCUGGGCAGAUGAGGAUGUGGAUCAGGUUUUCAGUUCGGUUUUUGAGUACCUGGAACACCUGAAGCGGGUUCUACAGAGGAAAACAGCUACAGAUAAAGAGUACGUUCAGGCACUGAAGCUGGUGGAGUUUCUGGACUGCUCUUCCUUGAGCUCUCAUCAGAACCAGGAAUCCUCGGUGGUCCAGGUGGUCAUCGGCUCAGGUGAGUUGCUGCCAGCUAACCUCCCUGACCAAGAUCCAGCCUCCCCCUCCUCCCCCGUUUCCCCGUUCUGUCUCUUUAACGGGCUGGGUGUCUCGGCAACGGCGCCUGCUGACAGGGACGAGCUGCUGCCUCCGCUGGCUCCGGUGCAGUUGGAGUACCUCCCUCACCAAUGCUGUAAGGACUGCCUGCCCAGUUUACCCAGAAUGCUUCAGUCCACCACCUCAUUGAGUUGUCAGAACCCUCUGAAGGUCCCGCUGCUCUGCGGCUUUAAGAGGCUGACCGCCAUGCCGCUGAUGUCAACGCUCAGGGAUGCCGAGGGACUGGAGGACAACGGGGACUGGGACGUCAUGUACAAGGCGCCGUGUGGACAGAGUCUCCGUGACUUUGACGAUGUGAUGUGUUUCCUGUCGGCCACUGAGAGCUAUGACGUCCUGCAGGUGGACUUCUUCACCUUCAGCCAUUUCGUUCAGCUGGACCCUAUGCCAGGUCGGCAUCACUCAGAGGACCUGAGCCGGGGGAAGGAGUCGACGCCGGUUGAGCUGUGCGUCGGGGAUGCUGGGACGCGGCCCAGCGAGUUCCGGUACCGGAAGGACCGGUGGCCCCAUGGCUGCUUUCUGAGUCGUGGUCCAGCUCUGUUUCGUGUCUGCUGCGACUGCACCGAUGGCUGCAGCGACGCCAAGCACUGCGCCUGCGUUGCCAUGACGACUGGAGGGCGGGGCUACAGUCACCAACGGCUGCUGGAACCGGUACCGUCAGGGUUGUACGAAUGUGGACCGUGGUGUGGUUGCGUCCGCUCCCGCUGUCAGAACCGCCUGGUCCAAAGAGGCCUCAGAGUCCGGCUCCAGGUGUUCCAGACAGAGGACCGGGGCUGGGGUGUCCGCUGCCGUGAUGACCUGGAUCGGGGCACAUUCGUGUGCAUCUACGCAGGUGUGGUCCUGCAGCGGGUCCAGAGUCCGGUAGAGCUGCCACCUGCAAAGCUGUUCGCUGUUGACGUCCCGUCAGACGACGAAGUGGAGGUCGUCACUGAGUGGCUGGCCCCGCCUAUCCUAGACGGGCGGAGCAACCUGGUGGAGACGCCCCCACCUUCUUCUGCCCUGACCUCACCCCCACUGCACGUCCCUGUGAUCCAAAGACCCGCUGAGUCCAACACCCCGCCCCAGAACCAGAGUCCGACGGCGCUGAUGGAGGGUCCAGAUCAGAAGUCUCCAUCAGCAGCUGACAUGCCAAAAGGAACGGUUGCUAUGACGACAGAAACGCAGGAGGUGAGCAGCACAAAGCCUAAUGCUCAGAGGAGUUUAAAACGAGGAGCUGAAAUGGAGGAAGUCUGUUUCAUAGACGCUAAUAAGGAAGGAAACGUGAGCCGCUUCAUUAACCACAACUGCAAGCCUAACCUUUUCAUCCAGAAUGUCUUCACGGACUCCCACGACCCCGCCUUUCCGGUCAUCGCCUUCUUCACCAGCAGGGUUGUGAAAUCCGGCACCGAGCUGACCUGGGAUUACGCUGCUGAUGCGUAUGCUGACCCGGGACAGAAACAGGAAGUUCCUUGUCUGUGUGGUAGCAGCGAUUGUCGGCAGUGGCUCCACAUCUAGGAGAACCUCGUUGGCAUGUGAGGUCCUACAGUCCUGCUGUUUCAUGGCACAAAGUGUUAGUAACUGUUAGUUUUUCUCUUUGAAGUUUUGUAAUAAAAAUAUUUUCAGAAGAAAAAAAUCUGUCUGGUUUCUUCCAUU
Nothobranchius furzeri (turquoise killifish) is the source of this 2369-nucleotide messenger RNA. RefSeq names its product SET domain bifurcated histone lysine methyltransferase 2 (gene setdb2). Gene Ontology annotation, molecular function: zinc ion binding; protein binding; histone H3K9 methyltransferase activity. Gene Ontology annotation, cellular component: nucleus. NCBI's taxonomy places the organism in Eukaryota, Metazoa, Chordata, Actinopteri, Cyprinodontiformes, Nothobranchiidae. The record is from RefSeq and is a predicted model, not a curated record. Gene Ontology annotation, biological process: negative regulation of gene expression; heterochromatin organization.